UGUUGGCCGCGUUUCCUGGCGACGCAGUCUGGCCGGCGCCGCUUCUCGGACAAGUUUUGUUCCUUCCCUUCCGGACGCGGGAGCCCCGUGAUCAUGCCGUGGCUUCUCACAGCCACUAAGCUGGUGCCCGCCGCAGCCAGUGCCCGCGGCCUCUCAGGAUGCCCAUCCUGUGCCCUGCGAAGGUACUCCCUCCAGCCCGUUCCAGAGAGGAGGAUCCCAAACCGCUACCUAGGCCAACCCAGCCCCUUUACACAUCCACACCUCCUCAGACCAGGGGAGGUGACACCAGGACUGUCCCAGGUGGAAUAUGCACUUCGCAGACACAAAUUAAUGUCUCUGAUCCACCAGGAAGCACAAGGGCAAAGUGGGAUAGACCAGACAGUGGUUCUGCUGUCCAACCCUACGUACUACAUGAGCAAUGACAUCCCGUAUCCUUUCCACCAAGACAACAACUUCUUAUACCUGUGUGGGUUCCAAGAGCCUGAUAGCAUUCUGGUUCUUCAGAGCCUCCCCGGCAAGCAGUUACCAGCUCACAAGGCCAUGCUUUUCGUGCCUCGGAGAGACCCUAGUCGAGAGCUCUGGGAUGGCCCACGAUCCGGCACUGAUGGAGCCAUAGCUUUGACUGGAGUCGAUGAAGCGUAUACGCUGGAAGAAUUUCGGCAUCUUGUACCAAAGCUGAAAGCGGAGACAAACAUGGUUUGGUAUGACUGGAUGAAGACGUCUCACGCCGAGCUUCACUCUGAGUACAUGCAUAAUCUGACCGACAUCAAAGCCCGGAGCAAGAACAAGGUCCGGGCUGUCAAGCAGCUGAUCCAGCGCCUCCGACUGAUCAAAUCUCCUGCAGAAAUUGAGCGAAUGCAGAUUGCUGGGAAGCUGACGUCACAGGCUUUUGUAGAGACCAUGUUUGCCAGCAAAGCUCCUGUGGAGGAAGGCUUUCUUUAUGCUAAGUUUGAGUUUGAGUGCCGGGCGCGUGGCGCAGACAUCUUGGCCUACCCACCUGUGGUCGCUGGAGGUAAUCGGUCGAACACCUUGCACUAUGUGAAGAACAAUCAGCUCAUCAAGGAUGGGGAAAUGGUGCUGCUUGAUGGAGGCUGUGAGUUUUCUUGCUAUGUGAGUGACAUCACCCGCACCUGGCCUGUCAACGGCAGGUUCACAGCACCUCAGGCAGAACUCUAUGAAGCUGUUCUAGAAAUCCAGAGAGAUUGUCUGACCCUCUGCUCCCCUGGGACAAGCCUGGAGAACAUCUACAGCAUGAUGCUGACCCUGAUGGGGCAGAAGCUCAAGGAGCUGGGGAUCCUGAAGAACAGUAAAGAAAAUGCCUUCAAGGCUGCUCGAAAGUACUGCCCGCAUCACGUUGGCCAUUACCUCGGAAUGGAUGUCCACGACACCCCAGACAUGCCGCGUUCCCUCCCGCUGCAGGCCGGCAUGGUCGUCACUGUGGAGCCAGGCAUUUACAUCCCAGAGGACGACAGAGAAGCCCCAGAGAGGUUUCGUGGCCUGGGCGUACGCAUUGAGGACGAUGUCGUGGUGACUGAGGACUCACCUCUCAUCCUUUCUGCAGAUUGCCCCAAAGAGAUGAAUGACAUCGAACAGAUAUGCAGCCGGGCAUCUUGACCCCCACUGCAGUGCGCGCACCCCGGGUUCUAGGGGGUGCCCGCUGUCACCUGUGCACAUGUGUGUCCAAACGUGUGAGUGUGUGUGCGUUUCUGCACGGCUGCACUUGGGAGCGUGCAGCUCCAGGAGUGUGUGCACUUGUGUGUGUGGUCUUUUUUUUAAGUAGCUAGAAAUUUGAAGAAUUGAAUUUUUGAACUUCGGGUUACAGCAACUUUAGCAGCAUUCAUUCUGUAGACUUAAUGAUCCAGGCAAGUUUACUUUUUAAAUGUAAAGAAAGAUCUUGGUUACAAAUGUCCAUGCAUUCCACGUGACACAUGUAAAGGGGCGGAAGAUUUUCUCCUGUCCACGUCUUUCCCUUUCUGCUCUUUCACUUAGAUCCACCUCCUACCCUGUCCGCAGGGUGCUUACACUUUGAGCCUACACUGACUCCCCCUGUUGGUGACGGGGGGCCCCGACACUGGUCUUCCCGAAUGCCUGCCUUCAAGCGCCAGACCCUGCUUCCGCUGCAGCGCGUGCGCCCUUGGGCGCUGGGGCCCUGCCCCUCUACAUCCAACCUGGCCCAGAUUCCAGCAGUGUCAGACAGAACGGUUUUGAGCCUUUCUUGCUUUUUGGUUGACCGGAGCCUGGGAGGGAUUUAGAUUCUUGACAAGGAAGGAAAUGGAAGAGGAAGAAACUUGUAUAUGUUCACUGCAGGCCCAGACCUCCAUCCCUCCAUCCUCAGCUACAGGCGUUCCUCUUGCAGACACCCUUGCUUGCCUUACGGCUUCGGCAGCACUGACCCUCCUAGAUACCCUGCAGCUGCUCCCUGCCAGGGGCAGAGCCACUCUUACCAGUGGGAGUUAGAGGAAUGGCCGCGGUAUUCAGAGACACCUGUGGCCAUUCCCUGAUUUCCUCUAGUGCUGAUCCGCAAACUGGAGCCCGCCAAGUGCUGGGACACGAGCUAUGAUUCUUUCCUUUCUCUGACUGUAGCACGGAAAGGCCAGUGGUGGAGAGUUGUGUUUCCCUCAGCACCGCUUUGGGCGCCCCUACGCAGCGACGGGGUGUGCGGUGUGAAGGGCUGUGGGACCGCUGCGGGCGGGACUUAGGAGCAGCAGGGAGGAGUGUAGGGCCUCCACCUUGAAGCCUGGAGAGCAGCCCUCGGUGUACAAACCCGCCGAUUGUAGAGCAUGAAUUCAUGCGGUUUAGGAAAGUGAUUUCACCAGGGCAGGGGCCGGGGGGUUACCUGCCGAAGGCUUGCCCAUCUUAUCAGGAAAAACCAAGAUACAGAACGUGAAGCAGACAGGCAGUGACUCCAUCCCGAGCAAGGAGAGUGUCGUCAACUGCAGGGCCCGUGGCGCCCACACACACUGGCAUUGCUGACCCCUAGGCAGCUGCGGGCACGCAGGGCUGGAGUCACUGUCGCUGCCCGCCUGCCCUCCCUUGCUCUCCUUUGCCCUGCGCUAAAAGAAGGGGACUGAAAGCAAACCCCCAACUCCGACUUCUCCCUCUCUGGGCCACUGUGGCCCCAAAACCCUUUUCCUUGGAGUGAGUGUAGUUUCCUUUGUUCCCUUACAGUCCUGAAUAAGGAAUUUCCUUUUCUUCCUAUGAGUCAUUUUUCCAGCUUUCUAGCCACAAGUCUCGGUGACCCUCAAAGCAGCGGCCCGCCAUCCGCCAGCAACGGUCCUGGGCCGGCGCCAGCCAAGUGCGUGCUUGUUGCUUGUGGCGCUCAGAGCGGCUGCUGUGGGUUCUGCAGUCCUGACCCACGCAUGGAAUGUUGUCUGUCCUUGGAGCUCCACGUUCAUCACAGCAGCAGCUAAGCACUUGAAUUCACUAUAAGAAGCAUCACAGACAACUUCAACGGCUCAGAGCAAUGUGUGAGGAGCAGUCUGGUGUAGAGGGUUUGUUGAGUGAAUAACUGCACGCAGUGCUGGACUCUUGCUCUCUGGCAGGCACAGACAGGCCCCACUUUCCCCUCUGUGUCUAAGUCUCAUAACUUCUUCAUAGAUGUCCAGGCUCUCUUGUGACAACCUUCACUUUAAAAAAGCCUCCAAUGUUACACCGGAAUUCUUCUCCCUCAAUCAAAUAGGUGUAGUCAAACCGUUGAUGACAGCAUCUGCGUGAAGGAAGCAUACUUUCAUGUGUUACUACAUGAAUUUUUUCCCCGUGAUCAGAGGAAUAGAAAUCCUGGAGGAAAAACUCUCCUCCUCCUGGGACCCUGAUCUCCAGGUGGGGAAGGCACGUCCCACAGUGACUGGAGGACUGACUGGGCUUUGUUCCCUUUUUUCCAAACAUGCAUGAGUGACACAUUUCUUCAGCUUUCUCUGUAAUAGAAAGAUGCCAAAUAGGAGGCCUGAGAGCCUGCCCCGUCCAGAGUCACGAGUGAAGCUCAGUCCGUUGUGACACAGUAUUGUGACAACUGCCACAAACAAUGCAGAGUUUAAAUUUGAGUGAGACCCUUCUGCCUGCACCCCCUCCAAGCCGGUGUGUGGUAGAGGACAGUGUGACUCAGUGGCAUGUGUGCUGUGUGUUAGAAACAGGCCCAGGAUGGUGGGGCAUAGAGGCCCCUGCUCAGAAGAGAUUUUAUGGUGUUGUUAUUUUAUUUUAUUAUUAUUUUUUAGUAUCCUAAGGUAGGCUCUGUAGCCCAGAGCGUAAACUGAUAGCGCUGAGUCUCAAGUCUGCACAGGUACACUUCAAGUACAGUCCGUAGUGAGAAGGUGAAGGCAGCAUUAAAGCCUAACGUGAGAGCAAAGUCCAUUGUCGUUAAGCACGCAGCCCCCACAGCUCAGGCCUGCGCCUGCGUGUCACUGAGCGGCUUGGGGUGAGCGUCAGAGUCAUUGGGAGCAGGGGUCCCCACUGAUACCGAGGCCUCCUGGGUGUGCUUCUCAAAGAUCUGAGAACUGCAGUCUUUGUUAGCAUUUCUUAACGCUUUAUAUGACAUUUGUGCAAUUAUUUAUGUUCAAAUUUGGACAAAAUGCUGUUACUUUUUAAGAACCUACCCCCAAAAAUCCAUGUCAUUCCCCAAUGAGGGAAAAACAUUUGUUACUGUCAUUUUAAAAAUAAACUACAAAACAAUGUA
Talpa occidentalis (Iberian mole) is the source of this 4669-nucleotide messenger RNA. It is a transcript of the gene XPNPEP3, whose product is annotated as X-prolyl aminopeptidase 3. The coding region runs from base 94 to 1614 and encodes 506 amino acids. Gene Ontology annotation, cellular component: mitochondrion. Gene Ontology annotation, molecular function: metalloaminopeptidase activity; manganese ion binding. The transcript is spliced from 10 exons. The record is from RefSeq and is a predicted model, not a curated record. NCBI's taxonomy places the organism in Eukaryota, Metazoa, Chordata, Mammalia, Eulipotyphla, Talpidae.